AUGUCAGCUGACCGUUCCCAAGUUUUUGGUGUUGCCAGAAUUUUCGCUUCAUUCAACGAUACUUUCGUCCAUGUUACUGAUUUGUCCGGUAAGGAAACCAUCUCCAGAGUCACUGGUGGUAUGAAAGUCAAGGCUGACAGAGAUGAAUCAUCUCCAUACGCCGCUAUGUUGGCUGCCCAAGAUGUUGCUGCCAAAUGUAAAGAAGUUGGUAUUACUGCUGUUCAUAUCAAAUUGAGAGCUACUGGUGGUACCAAGACCAAAACCCCAGGUCCAGGUGGUCAAUCAGCUUUAAGAGCUUUGGCUAGAUCCGGUUUGAGAAUUGGAAGAAUCGAAGAUGUUACUCCAGUUCCAUCAGAUUCUACUAGAAGAAAGGGUGGUAGAAGAGGUAGAAGAUUAUAA
Molecule: messenger RNA, 399 nt
Organism: Lodderomyces parapsilosis
Lineage: Eukaryota; Fungi; Ascomycota; Pichiomycetes; Serinales; Debaryomycetaceae
Gene: RPS14B
Product: 40S ribosomal protein uS11
Exons: 2
Coding region: 1-399 (132 amino acids)
Biological process (GO): maturation of SSU-rRNA from tricistronic rRNA transcript (SSU-rRNA, 5.8S rRNA, LSU-rRNA); translation; ribosomal small subunit assembly
Cellular component (GO): cytosolic small ribosomal subunit; ribosome
Molecular function (GO): small ribosomal subunit rRNA binding; mRNA 5'-UTR binding; structural constituent of ribosome
Source: RefSeq, a predicted model, not a curated record